This is a messenger RNA of Python bivittatus (Burmese python), 2790 nucleotides long. The record is from RefSeq and is a predicted model, not a curated record. NCBI's taxonomy places the organism in Eukaryota, Metazoa, Chordata, Lepidosauria, Squamata, Pythonidae.
AUGUGGUUGUGCUGCUAUGACUGGGGACAAAUUGCUUUGACUUUCAAAGGCUGGAUGUUUCUGCUUUCCCUCCUUAUCCUGCCUCAGACGCCUUUCAGCAAGACCCUUAACUCCAUGUGUGGUAGCAAGCCAGGGGUUCAGCAUCAUUCUCCUGCCUCCUCUAGUGAUAUUGUCAUUGCUGAAUUUGUGUCCAUGGUAUUUCUCAAAGUGCCUUUACACAACUUUAUGCAAAAGCCAUCAGAAUCUCAGACAGCAUGGCUAUUGCCUAAAAAUUACCAGCAUGUCCUGGUCUUUCUUUUUGCCAUUCACGAGAUCAACGUGAAUGAGAACUUGUUACCAAAUACUACUUUGGGCUCCCAAAUCUAUGAGAAUGCUUUUAAUCCAUUGAAAGCUUGUGGGAACCUUUUGACCCUCCUCUUCAUGGGACAAAACUGUCUGCCCAAUUAUAACUCUGUAAAGGAUCAGAAGCUCAUGGCUGCUGUUGGUGACCUCAACUUCCAGAACUCCAUCCAAAUGGCCAACAUCAUAAAUGCCUACAAGAUUCCACAGCUCAGUUACAGCUCUUUUGACCCUGCACUAAGUUAUAAAACUCAGUUUCCAUCUUUAAUCUGGAUGACUCCAAAUGAAAAUCUCCAGUAUGGUGGGAUUAUUCAGCUGUUGAAAUAUUUUGGAUGGAAUUGGAUAGGCCUCUUCAUCCCAGAUGAUGUCACUGGAGAGAGAUUUUUCCGAAUUCUGAGACCAAAGCUUAUCCAGAAUGAUAUUUGCAUUUCACUGAUUCAGUUCAUCCCAAUAGUGAUAAACUAUGUCUCCAAUACCUUCCAGCAGAAGCAACUCAAUAAGAUUGCAGCCACCUUAUGGUUCAGUAAAAGCAAUGUAAUACUUGUUUAUGGAGACAUGCAGUCUAUGGAUGGUUUACGAAUCAUUCUUGAAAGUUAUGAAAUUAAUAGCAAGGUUCCAAUAGAGAGGGUUUGGAUCAUAUCAGCUCUGUGGGAUGUCACUUCUGUCUUUGAAGCUCAUAAAUUCACAGGACUUUCGUUCAAUGGCAGCUUAUCCUUUGCUCUUCACACAAAUGAGGUACCAGGAUUUCAGGAGUUCCUUGAGAGUCUAAAUCCAAAUCGCUCUAAGAUGUAUUUCAUACAUCAGUUCUGGUGUACUGCAUUUAUCUGUUCACUUCCAAUGUAUAAUAUAAAUGUGCCAGGCAAAGGAAUCUGCACUGGGGAAGAGGAUUUGGGGAGCCUCCCUGGGACAGUCUUUGAAAUGCAAAUGUCUGGCCAGAGCUAUGCUAUUUGCAAUGCUGUGCAUGCUGUGGCACAUGCUCUCAAUGCCAUGGAUUCAUCCAGAGCCAGACAGAAGACAGCGGAAAAUGGAGAGAAGUGGAAUUUGCUGAAAGUCCAACCUUGGCAGCUUCACGUAUUUCUGAAAAAUAUCAGCUUCAACAAUAGUGCUGGGGAAGAAAUAGUUUUGGAUGACGGUGGGAACCUGGGAGGAAGAUACGACAUCAUCAGCUUGGUCACAUUCCCCAAUCGAUCCUUCCACAAAGUCCGAGUUGGAAGGACCGAGCCUCAGAGUUCUCAAAGGGAACGACUCAGUAUAAAUGAAAGUGCCAUUAUAUGGAAUCCCCGGUUUAAGGAGUUACCACCUUCUUCAACAUGUGUAGAAAGUUGCCAUCCUGGAUACCGAAAAUUAACAAAGCAGGGGGAACCUAUUUGCUGCUAUGACUGCAUUCAGUGUUCAGAGGGAAGGAUUUCAAUCAAGACUGAUGCCAAGGAAUGUGAAAAAUGCCCAGAAGACCACUAUCCAAAUGAGAAGCAAGAUCACUGCAUUCCCAAAAGCGUUACCUUCUUAUCCUAUGGAGUGGUCCUGGGAGCAGUUCUGGCUACUUUUCUGGCUACUUGUACUGUUUCUUUCUCAGGAAUCACCAUUGUGGUGAUGGGGACUUUCAUCCACUACCAGAACACUCCCAUCGUCAAAGCCAACAACUGGGGCAUCACCUGCACCCUCCUCUUCUCACUGCUGCUGUGUUUUCUCUGCUCCUUCCUUUUCCUUGGUUGUCCUGGGACAGCCACAUGCCUUCUUCGACAGACAGUUUUUGGAGUUGUCUUUUCCAUUGCAGUGUCUUGCGUGUUGGCCAAAACCAUCACUGUAAUUCUAGCCUUUAUGGCCACAAAGCCAGGGAACAGGAUGAGGAAGUGGGUGGGGAAGAGGCUGGCCAUCUUUGUCAUUGUUCUUUGCUCCUUGAUUCAAAUGACCAUUUGUGCUGUGUGGCUGAUAAUUUCUCCCCCUUUCCCAGAGUUGGACAUGCACUCCCAGUUUGGUGAGAUCUUGGUGCAAUGCAAUGAAGGCUCAGAAAUUAUGUUCUACAUUGUGCUGGGCUUCAUGUGGCUUCUGGCCAUCAUCAGCUUCGUGGUGGCCUUCUUUGCACGGAAGUUGCCCGACACUUUCAAUGAAGCCAAGCUCAUCACCUUCAGCAUGCUGGUCUUCUGUAGUGUCUGGGUGUCCUUUGUGCCCACCUACUUGAGCACCAAGGGGAAAUUCAUGGUGGCUGUGGAGGUCUUCUCCAUCUUGGCCUCAGGUGGUGGCUUACUGGCUUGCAUUUUCCUACCCAAGUGUUAUAUUAUUGUGCUGAGACCAGAGCUGAACACCAGGGAACAUUGUCCAAAGCAGUUCUCCAAAGAAGAGCAGGAAAUCCAUGUUAAUUACAAUUUAGCUGCCCCACUGCUGGAAGCUCCUAUUCAAACUCGGGCAGUGUCUUCUCGGUCAUCUCAUCUGUUCAUCACCUUUCUGUGUUGA